Phytophthora nicotianae INRA-310 is the source of this 771-nucleotide messenger RNA. RefSeq lists its product as hypothetical. The record is from RefSeq and is a predicted model, not a curated record. Lineage: Eukaryota; Oomycota; Peronosporomycetes; Peronosporales; Peronosporaceae. Bases 268 to 771 code for a protein of 167 amino acids. The transcript has a single exon.
AUUUGCCGGGGAAUUCUGUACUGCAUACAGUACACUACACUGUAGUAUUCUGCAAAGCAAUGUUUACAAAGUGCUGACGAAGACACAGUACGUUUUCACAGCAACGCAGGUUGUAGUAUGUAUUUAACCCAGUAGAUACCAUGGGCGGGGUAUAUGACAGGGAUGCUGAAGCUGCCUUGGGGUCAGUAGGCGUUGCACUACGGACGAGACUCACCGAGACGCACUUCUGAAUUUGCACAACUAAGACCACGUGAAGGUACUUGUGCAAUGGCCUUGCUGCCUCAAGACGACGAGAUGGCGACAGUUGAGGAAGUUUUUGCGUUCAUCGACUCGUUCCAGUGGGAUGACGAACGGCCCGACCAGGUGAAAACCGCUGACCCACCUUUAGACUCCUCAUUUGAGCCUCCAAAUCCAAAAGACCGAGGGAUGCCUAUGCCGCUUAAAUCGGUUGACAGUGACCCAAAACCAAAACCCAAGCGCAAAAGAAUCCGAACUGGUUGGAGCUCGUCAACCGGACUUCAACGACGCAAGCGCGCAGAACUCGAGUUCCUUAGAGCACACGUCAAGGAACUUGAAGCCUACGUGGAGCAACUAAAGCGGGGUGACUCCAGGUCCAAGGUGACUUCAGUCAAAAAGGAUCACCUUUCUGUCGACUGGCGAGAGGUGGCAUUGGAGGAGUUUGACGAACGGAAGAAGUCCGAGGAGACCAACCGGGUCCUCAAAUCAAUCCUAAAACAACUGGAACUAGUAGGUCAGAACCUGAGUUACUAA